UCCAAAACUUUUCUCUGCGUUGAACUGAGAAAAAGCUCAAAAGAAAGCUCAAAACUUUGGCAAUGAAACCGAAACCCAAAAACCCCAAAGCAAAGUUGGUUCUACCCACCAUCGUCCUCCUCUGUUGCCUCUGCUUCAUCGCCGGCCUUUUCACCUCCACCGUCCUCUCUCAGCUCUCCGUCCCUUACUUCCUCUCCGGCCCACGCUCCUCCGCUUCUAGAAUGCUCGAUUCCGACGACGAGGACAGCGGCCCAAUGCUGCCCGGCGAGACCGGGGACAGCUUCAUUGCUUCGAUUCCGUUUCAGGUGCUGAGCUGGAAGCCGAGGGCGCUUUACUUUCCGGGAUUUGCGACAGCGGAGCAGUGUGAGAGUGUGAUCAGAGCGGCCAAGGCGAAGCUGAGGCCGUCGACAUUGGCUUUGAGGAAAGGAGAGACUGUUGAGAGCACUAAGGGGACUAGAACAAGUUCAGGGACCUUUAUCAGUGCUUCAGAAGACGAGACCGGAAUCCUGGAUAUUAUUGAGCAAAAGAUUGCCAGGGCUACGAUGUUGCCAAGGGACCAUGGAGAGGCAUUCAAUGUAUUGCGGUAUGAGAUUGGCCAGAAGUAUGAUUCUCAUUAUGAUGCGUUCAACCCAGAUGAAUAUGGCAAACAGCAAAGCCAAAGAUUCGCAUCAUUUUUGCUGUAUCUAUCUGAUGUAGAAGAAGGUGGAGAAACAAUGUUUCCUUUUGAGAACGGUUCAAAUAUGGACAUUGGAUAUGAUUACAAGAAAUGCAUUGGUCUAAAAGUUAAGCCAAGACAAGGGGAUGGACUUUUAUUUUAUUCGGUGCUUCCAAAUGGCACAAUUGAUCAGACAUCACUUCAUGGAAGCUGCCCGGUGAUCAGAGGGGAGAAAUGGGUGGCAACAAAAUGGAUCAGGAAUCAAGAAGAGGUUUAAGGGUCUGCGUUUAUAACAGUAUACCUGACCAUAAUAUAGUCGAAGCAUCAAUAACAGUGUUCUUUCCAGAAGUGUACGUGUAGUUUGAUGCUUCAAAUAGAUGUUUAGUGAGCCACUUUGUUGCUACUGUAAUUACUUGGAUGUAUAGUUUAGCACUAAAAACCUGCUUAGCUUGAAAACUGUUUCGCUGCUUAGUUUUCUGUAGCAUUGUAGCAUAUAUGCAUUUCACAAGUUUUAGCUCUUA
This is a messenger RNA of Argentina anserina (silverweed cinquefoil), 1176 nucleotides long. Its product is annotated as probable prolyl 4-hydroxylase 9. Gene Ontology annotation, molecular function: procollagen-proline 4-dioxygenase activity; L-ascorbic acid binding; iron ion binding. Gene Ontology annotation, biological process: peptidyl-proline hydroxylation to 4-hydroxy-L-proline. Bases 63 to 932 code for a protein of 289 amino acids. The transcript is spliced from 7 exons. Lineage: Eukaryota; Viridiplantae; Streptophyta; Magnoliopsida; Rosales; Rosaceae. The record is from RefSeq and is a predicted model, not a curated record. Gene Ontology annotation, cellular component: endoplasmic reticulum.